CUGUGUAUUGACGAGCAACAUAAAGAUGAAGAUCGAAGCUCUGCAACUGGAAAUUUUGGAGCUCUUGGAGGAAAGCUGCCUUCCAAAUCCCAUGGGUUAACACUCCACAUUCCACCCGGUGCCCUUCAGGAAGAUGAGAACAUCAGCCUUCGAGUACUGACCGAGAUUCCAAAUGGCCUCACACUGAAAGACGACGAGAUUCUUGUUAGCCAUGGGUUCCAGUGUUACCCAUCUGGGUUACGCUUCAAGAAACCAGUAAAGCUGAUAAUACCUCACUGUGCAAUAGUCACUGCUCCUAACAGAGUACAGACCAUAUUGUAUUCCUGGAAUCAGUCAGGUACACCUAAACGGCUUCCUCAUUCCUCCGACAUUAUUUGUUCAGUACAAGAACGGUGGCUAGAGGUCUCAAUGAGCCAUUUUUCUGGAGGAUACUUUGCCUUAAUUUGGGACUGGCUAUUUCUGAAGGGCAUAUUACUGUCAUGCAUGUCGUUUCUACCAAGAGUCUUGCCUUCUCCUAGAAAACCUGUUCUUGAGGUUCGUUUUGUCAAGAUGCCUCAUGACCAAAAAUGGCAAGACGUCCAUGCAUUAAAGAAGUCCGGAUCUCAACCAGUGAAGGACGAUGACGAUAUUGUUGUGUUUUGUAGGAGCACACUAACAGUCUCUUGCCAGCUUGGUGCGAAUAGUCCCGAGACAGAUGCUAUUCAGCACAGCAAUUUGAGUUUGAAACCGAAAGAGACAGUGUACUUUACACUCGAUCUAACCGACGAGAGUGAUGAGACAUUAGUGACGCUUAACUUGGUUCAAACCACUACGCAGAAGAUCAAAUUCAACACACGUUUCCAAGGAAUCGACGACAGGUUUACAGAACAGGACACUCCUACACCAUCCACCUUUGAAACGUGAGUAGAGGUUAAACGAGGAGUAGACAGAAAAAAAAGUUACGCUAUACCUUGAAAUAAAUGUAAAGGUAA
Molecule: messenger RNA, 971 nt
Organism: Strongylocentrotus purpuratus (purple sea urchin)
Lineage: Eukaryota; Metazoa; Echinodermata; Echinoidea; Camarodonta; Strongylocentrotidae
Exons: 6
Coding region: 409-903 (164 amino acids)
Source: RefSeq, a predicted model, not a curated record